AUGGGUAGCACUUCAGGUACGGAGUCCGGGCCCGGAAAUAAGGCAGGUAAGAGGGUGAACGGUAGCAAAAGGAAGGGAGACAGUCCCUUCGAGGAGCGUUUUCUUGAUAUCAUGCAGACCUUUUCUCAAAAUACAAAAGAGAGCUUGAAUGGGAUUGCAUGUAGGCUUGGGUUUGAGCAUGAGGCGGAGAAGAAAAGAAAUGUCGUGUUUGACUCAUUGUCUAAUAUGCAUUUCCUGUCAAAAGAGGAUAAAAUGGUUGUCACGAUGCGCUUAUGUAAGAACCAACAGGAGUUGUCAAUGUUUUUCAGCCUGUCCAUGGAAGAUAAAGCUAUCAUGGGGAUGGACAACAUGGAUGUUGACGGUGACGGUCCUCAUUUCUUCAAGGCUGUUCAGUUUCGUACGCUCCAUACCAUGGCAUUCCCGCCAGUAACACACCACCAUUACCGUGGUGUGGUGCUGCCACAACGGUGCAGUAUCGAGACUAUCGAGGGUCGUAAAUAUGAGGCGACAUUGGAUAUGGUCAACAACUGCCCGACAUUAACGGAUGGCUGGAGAGACUUCAUUCUUGAAGAAGACAUAACCCUAUGCUACUUUUUG
Messenger RNA from Striga asiatica, 597 nucleotides. NCBI's taxonomy places the organism in Eukaryota, Viridiplantae, Streptophyta, Magnoliopsida, Lamiales, Orobanchaceae. The record is from the annotation of a GenBank genome assembly.